Xenopus laevis (African clawed frog) is the source of this 2599-nucleotide messenger RNA. RefSeq names its product BICD family like cargo adaptor 2 S homeolog (gene bicdl2.S). Lineage: Eukaryota; Metazoa; Chordata; Amphibia; Anura; Pipidae. Gene Ontology annotation, biological process: vesicle transport along microtubule; Golgi to secretory granule transport. The record is from RefSeq and is marked provisional.
AGAGAGAGAGAGAGCAGCCAGGAGCACCUGAGAGGCAGCCAAGGCUGAGCAGUGAUGGAGCUCAGGAAAACGGGACGAUGAAGAACAGAAACUGUGAGGAGCUUUCAGUAUCUGAGAUACUUUGAGUAUUCUACACGGAAUGAGACUUCUCGGCUGUUUGUGACAAAUCAGGCAUCACAGUUGGGUUGUCCAGUCUGCCAUCCACUGUCAAAGGAGGGAUAAGCCCCCUCAUCCCUCUAAUGACCUCAAGUGGAGCAGAAUCUCAUGAAGGGGGAGCGGAGUAUCUAGGGAGCAUGGGUUGGAACGGAGGCCUCACCUCUCCAAGUAUGGAGGAACAUUUCUAUCCUUUCUUAAUUGAGCGAAGACCCUCAUACAUGGAGGAGGAUGAAGAGGAACAUGAAGAUGAAGACCUGAGUUUGGUGUUGGAGAAAAAGGACAAGGAUCUACUCCUAGCCGCAGAACUGGGGAAGGCUUUACUGGAGAGAAAUGACCAGCUGAUGAAGGCAAAAGAUGCUUUAGAAGAGGAACUUCGAGAAACCCUUGAGACGAUAGAACAGGAAAAACAUGAUAUGCGGCUGAAGAUGGAGGUACAGGAGAGCGAGUGGAGAGCACAAGUGGCAGACCUGGAAAGUGACCUAGCAGAAGCCAGACUACAGAUGCAACAGCUCCUGUCUGAGCAGAGAGAGUGCGGGAGAGAGUCAGCCAGUGCCGCGCAAGAGUUGUCAGAACAGAACCAGAGACUUGUGGAACAGUUAGCGCAGGCUUCUCAGGUAGAGCAAGCUCUCAACAUGGAGCUCAAGUCACUGAGAGAAGAAAAUCGAGACCUAACCAUCAGCCGGGGACAAUUUGCUCCAUGUCUACAGAGCCUACGGAGUGAGAAUGUUCUCUUGCUGGAAAAUAAAAAGGAAAUGGAGUCACAGACUAAACAGUUACAAGAUGAGAAUGAUAAUGUGCAGAACCAGCUGAUCUCUGCUAAAGAGGGCAUCUUUCACCUUCAGAGACAGAAGAAGGAUGCUGAGUUGCAGGUGCAACAGUUGCAGUUGGAAGCCCAGAAACUGAGAGACAGUCAGCGCACCCUGCAGCUCCAGGUGAAGGAAUUGCAAGAAGAGCUGCACAUGAGGGAUAGUCAAUUCUCCACUCACUUCUCACUGCACUCUGAGAUUCAGCAGAGCACUGCAGGCCAAGAUCACGAGAUGACUACUGAAGCCUUCCCUGGGUUGCCCUGUUUACCACCUUCUCCAUACAACUUGCAAAAGAUGGGGAGAAAUUCUGUUGAGACCCAAAGUAUUACCUCUGACUACAUGGAUACGUAUCUGACAGAGAGGGAAGGGGAUCUGCUCCGAGAUAGUGAAGAGGAGACCAUAAGGCUACAGGACAAGGUCACCAUGCAGCAUGUAGAACUCACCACUCUUCAAGAAGAAGUGCAGAGACUCCAGGAUUUGUUACAGCAGAAUAACUUAGACAGCAUUGCGAAACAGGCUGUAUUGGACCGGGACGAGGCUCUUAUGAAGAAAGGGGAGCUGGAACAAGAGUUGGCAAGGUGCCAAAUGGAAAAAGAGAGCCUGAACCUCCAAUUACUGAGCACCAUCCAACAGAAAGUGAUGCUGAGUCAAGAGCUGGAGGCCUGGCAGGACGACAUGCAGAUUGUGAUCAACCAGCAGCUGCAAUCCCAGAAACAACAAGAAACCCAGAAGGUUCCAGAGACCCCUCAGAAUUCCUUCAUGAGAAGGGACAGCAAACAAGGGAGGAUCUUCUCCUUCUUCAAGAACAUAUGAUGGUGAAGGACACUGCCCACGAUGAGCACUGUUACUACUUUUUUUAAUCAUAUUUUUGUAAAUACCUCUGAGAGGGAAAGACUGGACGUUGCACGUUCUUCUACCCAUUGGUCUUGUGUCACAUGAUCGGGAUAAUACUCAUUUCCCAGGGUUACCUCUUUGUCUAACGCCCCAUAAUGACCUACCAUCUUUCUCAAAAAAGUUGGAGGAAAUUCAGAAGAUCAACCUGACCCUCAUAAGAGAAUUCUGUCACCUGGAACAGGACCUUGUACCCACACCCCCAUUAUAUCUGAGAGGUCAUGAUCUCAUUAGCUGUGCUCAAUGAUGUCAUCAUACAGGGAGAUAUUCCUGGAUGAUAAUGAGAUGCCUACAGUGAUCAGAGCUACCAUCUAUAGCUGAUGGGACCAGAAAUUUCUUGUGUGCUCCAGGGACCCUCCCAGAGACACCGCUGUACCACAUCUGCGUCACCCUGCAGGGGGAGGAGCAAAAUUCUUGUCCCAGUGACCCAUUCCACUGGCUACAAUCCUGUACUACCCUACGUUGUGUAUGACAACAAGUUCCCUUAUGAGUGUUCCUGCGGUGCCCUGCAGUGGGAGGGGCAUAUCAAACCUAAGCUGCCAAUAGUAUGACUGGGCUACUUUGCAGAGAAGGCAACAGACGCCAUGCUGGGUGGCUCUGCCAUUUGAUUUGGGGGACAGAGGGGAGCAGAGUGAAGCAAUAAUGGGUGCAUCGUACUUUAAAGCUGUAAAGUUCUAUAGCCUGUACAUACUGUCCAUGAAUUGAGUGUACAUAAAAAUGAAUAUUUAUAUACUUAUUUUAACAAA